This is a messenger RNA of Mesorhabditis spiculigera, 582 nucleotides long. NCBI's taxonomy places the organism in Eukaryota, Metazoa, Nematoda, Chromadorea, Rhabditida, Rhabditidae. The record is from the annotation of a GenBank genome assembly.
AUGCACGACCUAUCCCGGAAGCUGUGGAAACGAGAGCCGCUUACUGCAUCAGAAGAAAUGGCACAGGAGCGGGAAGAAGGUUCACCGCGGGGCGCACUGGGUUACAAGAAGAACCGUCACGUUGACGGUCCGGAGCCACAAAAGCCUCGUAAGGGAGGGCGCGACGCCCUCGUGGAAGGUGCUACAGGGGUGGCACAACGACGCACCCUAUCCAAACUUCGCGUACCCUGGUUCUAUACCGUCAUCCGGUACAUUCGGAGUACUUUCGAUUCAUGGCGCGCACCCGAUCCAUCAUUGACAAAGGCAGCUACGCACUGCAAGCUUUGCCGGGAGAAAGAUCCCGUCCGCAUCGACAAAGUCACCGCGAUACGCCACCUGAAAUUACCGUAUGCGGCGGCGCAUGCCAGGGCCAAGGCGUACAGCUCCGUGCAACUGAGCCCGAUCUCGAUGGAAUCUCCCCGAUCCCCGUCAUCCUUCAACUUCGAGCCGAUGGUUGAGAAGGAAGAUAUCGCUGAGAAGCAGAGGCUGGAAUAUCAGGAGACGAUCAGCUUGUUGAGAUGUUCACGAGGAGACAAGAUGGGG